UCCGAGUGCGCCGUCGCACUAUUAAUAUUAUGAAAUAACUGAUUCAGUGAGGCUUGUAGAUCUGAUAUGAUGUACUGUGUUUUGUGAGCUAUAACUACAUUGUUUAAGAUACAUAAUGGAGUACUCAAAUUACCGCCAGUUUGCAUACACCCUAAACAUAUCUGUACAUGUACUGAACAUUAUAUAUUUAUGCGUUCAAUUGUCUCCGUUACUUUAUCGACCAGAAUUUAAGAUAUUAGCCAACGUGCAACCAAGGUUUUUCACAUGUUGGACUUUUCUUUGCCAGAUAUUACAUGCUGCAGUAGGACUACAUUGUGAGAAGUUACUGAGACAGAACAGACAUAGAGACGACUACAAACUACCACAGAAGCUGAGAGAUUUUCGGGACAUAUUAUUUGCAAGCUUUGUUUGGCCUUCAACAUGGGUGACGCUUAUAGUAUUUUGGACUCUAUGCACUUACGAUAAAAGUCUAGUUUUCCCCUUCUACACUGACAAAUUUGUGAACCCGGUAUCGAACCAUAUAAUGCACACCUUUAUCGUGCCUAUGGCCUUCUUGGAAGUUAUUUACCAGAGAAGAAGAACCCCUAUUUCUCAUAAGGAGAACCUGUACUAUCUUCUGUUCUUUUACAUGCUGUAUUUCUUUGUGAUAAUUUACACUUACUUCGAGAGAGGUCUUUGGUUGUACCCAAUAUUUGAAAAACUGUAUGGCACAAUAUACUUCCCCCUCCUGCUCGUCGUAAUAUACGGUAUAGCAAUAGCAGCUUAUUUCCUUCAAUGGCCGUUGACAGAAUACUUAUGGCGAGAACCGAAGAAAAUAACAUAAUUUAAUAGAAUAAAUUGUAUUUUAAGA
Messenger RNA from Leptidea sinapis, 850 nucleotides. RefSeq names its product androgen-dependent TFPI-regulating protein-like. Gene Ontology annotation, cellular component: endomembrane system; membrane. The transcript is spliced from 5 exons. NCBI's taxonomy places the organism in Eukaryota, Metazoa, Arthropoda, Insecta, Lepidoptera, Pieridae. The coding region runs from base 116 to 823 and encodes 235 amino acids. The record is from RefSeq and is a predicted model, not a curated record.